UUUGCAAUAAUGAAGCGGUUGCGACAUCCAAAUAUUGUACUUUUUAUGGGUGCUGUCAUUCAGCCACCAAAUUUGUCCAUAGUUACUGAAUAUUUAUCGAGAGGUAGCUUAUAUAGACUUCUUCAUAGACCUGGUGCGAGAGAGUUGUUAGAUGAAAGACGUCGGCUGUGUAUGGCUUACGAUGUGGCAAAUGGGAUGAAUUAUCUUCACAAACGCAAUCCUCCCAUUGUUCACCGAGAUUUAAAAUCUCCAAAUCUGCUAGUGGACAAAAAAUAUACAGUGAAGGUCUGUGAUUUUGGUCUUUCUCGUUUCAAAGCUAAUACAUUUCUUUCAUCAAAGACUGCUGCCGGAACUCCGGAAUGGAUGGCGCCUGAUGUUCUUCGUGAUGAACCAUCAAAUGAGAAAUCUGAUGUAUACAACUUUGGCGUUAUUUUAUGGGAGUUGGCAACACUACAACAACCAUGGAGUAAUUUGAGCGCACCACAGGUUUGUGCUUGGUAUUUUAGGUGUAAAUGGUGAUCUAAACAAUUGAAU
This is a messenger RNA of Nicotiana tabacum (common tobacco), 534 nucleotides long. The record is from RefSeq and is a predicted model, not a curated record. Lineage: Eukaryota; Viridiplantae; Streptophyta; Magnoliopsida; Solanales; Solanaceae.